AUGUAAAUUAGAAGACAAGUUUCAAAGGCAGUCAAAGACUACCAAAACCCAAAGAAAAAUACACAUUUUUCACCUUCACCCAUAAAAAGAUAUUAAAGUUCCAAGUCGUUCAUUAUGGCAGCAAAUACCUCGUCUUAAGAUAACAAAGAAAAUCUCGGUGGACCCCUGUUUUCUCAAAUUCAAAGUUUCAGUUCAACCAAAAGACAGCGUAAACCACUUCAACAAGUCUUCAAUGAGAUGCACCAUAACUCAAUGAACAUUGUAAGCAAAGGAUUAGAGAAUGAGAAUCAAGGUUAAAGUGAUGACAAGUGCACCAAAAGUGUGAGUCUAUAUCCAAUUGAAAUUGAGGAAGCGCUCAUUACUGAUAAUUAAUAGCGAUAGCUUAAUUCUCAUUUUAAAAAUAUGACUCAAGAUUCAACACUCAAAAGACGCAGAAAUGAUAAAUAUUCUGCAAAUCACUAAGCCCACUCCGAUUUUGAACUUAAUAAUGCUGAUCUUUAAGAUAUUUAAUAGCAGAAUAUCUCUAAUCAGACAGUUUAGCAGAAUAAUCAAGAAUUCUCAUUAAAGAUAGAUAGAUAAUAGUCAUUGAUAAAAAAUCCAGAAAGCGAAUCACUUAUGGAUACUAGUUAUCACAGCGGAAAUUCGUAGCAUAACAAUCCAAGUGCGAUGUAAUACUCAGGAAGAUGGACCGAUGAGGAGCAUGAAAAGUUUCUUGAAGGUCUUAAAAUUUACGGAAAGGAUUGGAGACUUAUCGAGGAAUACAUAGGUUCAAGAACUUGUGCUCAAAUAAGGUCUCAUGCUCAGAAGUAUUUCAACAAGAUCAACAGAACUGCUUCGAAAAAAUCAAACAAAUCUGAAAGAUAAACUCUUGGAAAAAGAACGCGUGAGGAGGUUAAGGAUAUCAUGAAUCCCUAACCAUAGAUAUAGUCUCCCUUAAAUAAGCCAAUUUAGAAGCCCGAAAACCCAAUUCCACUCUCUAUUAUUCAACAGUAAACAAAGGAGUAAGUUUCAAUGAUUCAAGAAAACCUUCAGAAAUUGGCAGAAGAUGAAUUUCAGCUCAGUCUCUCUUUCCUUAUCUAGCAAAGAGAGAAGAUUUCCUUUGAUUCAAUCAUAAAACGAAUCACCCCAGAAAAUGCAUGCAAGUAAAUGAUACAGAUAUCUAACAAUUUCCACGAAUAAGCCAUGAAAGCUCUGCAAUUAAACAAAUUUGAUAUUUGCAAUCGCAUGGUUGACGAAAGAAAUCUUACUUAAUUCAUAUGCAUACUACUAUCAAAGCAAGUCACUGUUCAGCCCAUUAAGGAUGAUUAGAAUGAAGCAUAAUAAGAGCAGGUUAUUUAGCAUGUGACAACUUCUCAUUCUUAAGAAUCACUAGAAGCAAAUUAAGAGACGAUCUAGUAAAGAAUUCAAAACUUUACUGCAUAAAAGAUCAGAUCUACUAACGCUUUCCCUUCUGAUAUUUUGGCAAAGACUCCUGAGAUGAUCAAAGUUCAAAACAAAAAUAUACUGAAUUACAGUGGCAUUAGCAUGAAUACUCUAAAUCAAGCCUCAACUUUUCACAAUAGUAUUUUCAAUAGUGCAAUGACUUAAAAUAAUAAUGCUGAAAUUUCACCUUUCAGAAAUAUUUUGAAAACUCCACUGCCUCUUUAAAGAGCCACACCAAGAGAUGAUAAACUAUCAGAAAUUAAAGGAGAAUAUUUGAGGAAUCAAAUCCAAAACUUAAUGAUGAAUCAAAGAAACAUUACUGGCUGUGCUAAUUUACUUUCUCAGCAAUCUUUGAAUAAAUGA
Stylonychia lemnae is the source of this 1785-nucleotide messenger RNA. The record is from the annotation of a GenBank genome assembly. NCBI's taxonomy places the organism in Eukaryota, Ciliophora, Spirotrichea, Sporadotrichida, Oxytrichidae.